CCGUUUUCGGUCUUAGACGCGUAUAAAACGGGGUGUCACUUCGACUUGUGUUCACUAAUUGUUACUUUUAUGCAUGCAAAAUGCGUGCCAACAGAUUCAAUCAAAUGGGUACAAAGCAGCCGAAAAAGGGCAAAUGUCCGGGUACGUUGGACAAUUGGCUGGACAAUUUGGGGUACUACAGAAAGAACGUGGCGUACGACGAAACGUGUUUAUUUAGGGCGGUCAGCGAACAGUUGUUCGACUGUCAGGUAUACCAUGAGAGGGUGAGGAAGGAGUGCUUGAUUUAUGCCAGGGAAAACUACCAUGAGUUUCAGUUUAUGAAUAUUGACGAGGGUAACUGGUACAAACACUUGGAUAAGUUAGAAAAGCACAUGGUAAUCUGUGGCAAUAUUGAAAUACAAAUUAUUUCAAGAAAAUAUAAUCGAGAUGUUCUCAUCUUUGAUGCCCUUCAGCAUGAUAUUAUGGAGGUCACAAAUUUGGGUUCAUCAAAUCCAUUGCUUUUGUGUGCCAUGGAUGAUGAUCACUAUGAUGUAAUUUACCAUAAAGAACACAUUCUGACAGCUGGCUUUUGUCAAUCGAUUGUGUACAAAAUUCUGUAUGAAGAAGUGUUCAACAUUUCUCACGUGGACGAAAUAGUUAACUCGAUGCUGUAUGAAAAAACCGCCGUAGUCAUGCAAUCUGAAAUUAAAAAGGAGCCGAAAUCGGACCUCAAUUCGGAAGAAAGCAUCGAGGUCAUCCAAGAAGUCAUUCCGGCCAAUACCGCCCCCUUUCCCUUCAAGGUGGCCAAAGCUUUGGACCCGACCAUUUACCGAAACAUCGAGUACGAUUCUUGGGGCGAAGUUCGUCGGGAGUUGAGAUUGGGAGACUGGUACUACGGAGACGACAAGCUGAUCCUGGGUACAAGAUGCGUCUUUAAAGACCGCCACACAAGCGAGAAUUAUGAGUGUUAUAUUCAAGAAAUAAUCAAGGAAAAAAAUAUGUGCGUGGUGUACGUAAUAAAACUGGCUGAGAAACGGACGGUCAGAUAUUCGGAUCUGUCGCCUGAGGAUGAUGCCAAACCGUGGCCACUACCUUACAGGUUCUCUAAGAACUUGGUGAUCACUCCGUCGCCUCCACCCAUGCCGGAGAAGCAAACUAAAAACGCCAAAAGGCGUAACAAGGACAAGCGUCGCACCAAAAGCUGCAGCGAGAGCAGCACGCCUGUCCCCACCUCUGAAGCGCCCGAGAACGUCAGCGCCUUCGUAGGCAUUCCUCUACAAAUGCAACCGUCGACGAGCUCUUCCAAUUAUCGUAUACAGAACGACACAAACAUCACAACCACCGCGACCAGCACCACCACAGCGGAAGUGCACCAGGAACCGAUUAAUUCUAGCCAAACUCCUCCGGAAAUACCCGAAGCUACGACGUCGUUCGAUUCCAUGAACAAGGUGCAUUGGAACCAACAACAAUGGCAUCCCUAUUUAACGCCAACACCGGACCCAUUCAUUUGGCCUCAGACGCCCACCACACCCCACAACGUGUUCAAUUUCUCCGUCAAACCGAUGGUUGCUUCGGCUCCUGUCACCCCAGACGUCAUGUCAUAUUACGAUCCGAAUUUUGCCUACUACUACAACUACCACCCCUUUGACAUGUCAAACCACAACCCUUUCAGCGUAUGGCCGAUGCCAGACACUCCGGUUCCGCCACCCGAGCCGUACCCGAAACAGGACGAACCCAAGCAAUCAAAGGACUAUCACCACAACGACAACCAGGCGGACCACCAACCGGAACCGUCCCACCACCCCGAACGUCCGACACUGAACACCUCGCUAACCACCUCGACCCACCACAUGGACAUGUACUCUCCGAUGAUUCAGAUGGCUCCGGGCACUCCGGUGAUAUACACCGCCCCGCCGCCGCAGGCCUCCGACAUGACCGACUUGAUGAUGCCGUCUACGCCGAUAUUGUAUCCGCCGCCGCCGCCGCCGCCGCCCAUGGAUAUGCAGUAUGUGACGCCCGGGCAAUACGUGUAUCCGCCCACGCCGCCGACCACUUGGUAUCCCGCGCAGAUUAACUCGCAGGGUUUCGUUUUUCCUACCACUCCGAUUAGCAAUGCAUCAGCAGUGCAAAAGUAAUAGGGAAAGGUAGAUUUUUCGUCAGGAUGCUCAAGUCUAAGUUUAUAUAUUUUGUUUAUUGAUUAUUAAGUAUUAUUCUAUACAAUCUUUAUUCUUGUUGUUAGAUUUCUAGAAUAUAUAUUUUAUUUUUUUAGAAAAUUUGAUUUAUUUGUUAUUUAAUAUGACAAUUUGUUGUUUUAUAUCUAUUUUGUUUGUUGUUGAAAAUUUUGUUUAUAUUGUGAAUCUGCAGAAUAUUAUUUACCAUUAUGAUGGAUAUUAAGUUUUUGACUUAUAGUUUAUUGUGAAUUUUAACAUUUUUUGUCAAACAUGUUGUGUAAACUAAAUUACUUCUAUGUAAUUUACAUUUGUUUUGUAUAUGUGUUAUCAGAAUUUAUCUUUAUUUUCGUGUUACUACUUUUAUAAUA
Messenger RNA from Aethina tumida (small hive beetle), 2518 nucleotides. Its product is annotated as OTU domain-containing protein 4. Gene Ontology annotation, molecular function: cysteine-type deubiquitinase activity. The record is from RefSeq and is a predicted model, not a curated record. Gene Ontology annotation, biological process: protein deubiquitination. NCBI's taxonomy places the organism in Eukaryota, Metazoa, Arthropoda, Insecta, Coleoptera, Nitidulidae. The transcript has 9 exons. The coding region runs from base 81 to 2114 and encodes 677 amino acids.